GCGAUCGUGGCUUUCUUUGCUGCGACGCAGCCCUCCGAGAAGGAGCGUUUGGGAUGGAGCUUCUCCGAGGAGCUGGAUUCUUUUACCAGGAUACUGCCGUAUGUGAUCUGUGCAUUCAAUGCUAUCGACCGUGACUGCGACGCGGUGGUUUCGGAUGAGGAAGUGACGUCCUGGUUGCAAAACCCGCAGUUGGAGCAAAGAGUGGAGGAGACGAAGUGGAGUUUCACAGAACUGAAGAGUGUCGAGGCGAGCCUGCCAGCGCUCUGCGUCUCUGGACUCUCGGGGCCGCAGGGCCUAGCCUUCAUCAUGGAGCACAUCAAGAACUUCCAUUUCGAGGAUGGUGUGCCCAGUAUGUCACUCCGCGAUUUCGUCCUGGCAUCGAUGAAGGUCUUCACGGAGCUGCACGUUCGGGUGGGUAGUAGAUGA
This is a messenger RNA of Symbiodinium sp. CCMP2456, 426 nucleotides long. The record is from the annotation of a GenBank genome assembly. NCBI's taxonomy places the organism in Eukaryota, Dinophyceae, Suessiales, Symbiodiniaceae.